AUGGCUAUAGCAUCUGUGCCAAAGCUUUACUCUGCAUGGUUUUGCCCUUUUGCACAAAGAGCUUGGAUUGCUUUGGUAGCAAAGGGUGUAGAAUUUGAGUACAUAGAACAAGACCCUUACAACAAAACAUCAGAGUGGUUGACCAUCAAUCCUCGAGGAAUGGUACCAGUUAUUGUUCAUAAAGGCAAAACAAUUUAUGAAAGUUCAGUAUGCAUUGAGUAUGUCGAUGAAACAUGGUCAACAGGGUCAAGACUGCUACCUGCAGAUCCCUAUUACAGAGCCCAUGCAAGAAUUUGGGGAGAUUUUAUUGGAAAGAAAAUUGUUCCAUCCUUUUAUGCCCUCUUGAUGAAACAAAACGAGUCUGAGCAAGAGGAGAUUAAAUCUCAAUUGAUGAGUCACUUACUUGAGUUUGUGAAAGCCAUGGAUAUUAAAGGACCUUUCUUCCAGGGUGAAAAGUUGGGCUAUGUUGACAUCAUGUUGGCUCCCCAUGCAGUAAGGUUCUUUAUUCUCAAGCAUUAUCGUUGCUUUGAAGUUCCUAAAAGUGAGGAGUUCAAAAGAUUCCAUAUCUGGUGUGAAGCUGUAAGAAAUGCCUCUGCUGUGAAGGUUACAUUGCAAGAUGAAAGCAAACUUUUAGAUUCUUACAAAAGAUAUGCAGAUGCCAGUGCUACAUCUCAAGUUGCUGAUGCCAUCAGAAAGGGAGGGACAAUGCCUUAA
Messenger RNA from Pocillopora meandrina, 714 nucleotides. The record is from the annotation of a GenBank genome assembly. NCBI's taxonomy places the organism in Eukaryota, Metazoa, Cnidaria, Anthozoa, Scleractinia, Pocilloporidae.